Messenger RNA from Labeo rohita (rohu), 1142 nucleotides. RefSeq names its product testis-expressed protein 26-like. The record is from RefSeq and is a predicted model, not a curated record. Lineage: Eukaryota; Metazoa; Chordata; Actinopteri; Cypriniformes; Cyprinidae. Gene Ontology annotation, cellular component: cytoplasm. The coding region runs from base 282 to 1085 and encodes 267 amino acids. The transcript is spliced from 7 exons.
CCUAACAACAUCAGUUUACAGAUAACAUCAGACAGGCAUUAGCAAUUCAGAUCGACAGGUGAAAACUUUUCGAAAGAAUUUCAACACCACAACAGGUGCGUCACAAGUAAAAGUCAGCACUGGAUUAUUGCUAGCAGUCCGAUCCUCUUCUUGAAGCGCACUGAUCUGUAAAACGACGGAGCUUCUAGUGAACAGCACCUGAAACAAACAGAUCCAGGACAGUUUCUUGUCGUUUCUUGACAGUAGCAGAGGCAGAUAAUCUCCUAUCUGUCAAGACAACCAUGGCAAAUUAUGAUGUAAACAGAAGAUGGGAAGCAUUUGAGACCUCUCAUAAACGAGAUUUCAUCUAUAGACCCAUCUCAUCUAUUCCAAUGCUAAGGCCGAAAACAUCUGGCAAUAUCUACCGAAAUUCAUACUCACUGGGUGAUCCGGUUGGUGCAACUGGAUACAGUGAAGAUUUCUGCUGGAAGCCUGUGUCAAAGACUGCUUGCAUAAGGUCUGCCACAGCAUCAGGAAACCGAAGAAACAAUCCACACCCAAGCCAGGCAUUCAUGGUAUGGAAGCAUUCUGCAGAUCAAAUUAAACGUUUUGAUAUUAAUUCACAUCUUCAACACUCUUUGACUGAGAAGGAAAUCCAAAAGGCUCUCAGUGCCCAGUACAGGUCAACCUACAGAACUGACUUUCUUGGAUUACCUCAAGGAAUUAUGAAGAACCAUACAAUCUUUACACCCUUUAACUGCAGCCAUGCUGUCAACUACUAUACCCAGACUGAAAUGAGACACAACUACCGCCCACCCAAAACAAAACUUGAGCUUCUGGGGAACAACUCUCGCUAUGGGUGCAAUAAUCUGCAUGGUAUAGCAGCAAGGGGUAUUGUUCCUACAGUGAUUUACAGUCACAUUAAUAACCAAGAAAACAGCAAACUGGAGACCACCUACAAUAAACAUUUUGGAGAAAGAAAGGAUCUGAAGACAUUGCACAUAACUAGCCGCUCUGCUGAUGAACGUAAGGUGAAGAAGAAUACUGUAUCCGUGCAAACCCCUUCCACAUUGGAGAGGAUGUCAGCCUGGCCUGGGCCUUUAUAAAGAUGCCAUUUUGAAUCAUGAAAAGCUAUAUACAGGUGCAUUUCAAUAAUUAGUAUG